GUUGCGGUUAUUCCAAACUGUAGCAUUUUGGCAGCAGUUGGCCAGAAAAUGGCAAGCACUCCUGGAGUUAGUGCUACACUUUUCAAUGCACUUGCAAAGGCUAGUAUCAAUGUCCGUGCAAUUGCUCAAGGUUGCUCAGAGUAUAAUAUUACUGUAGUUGUUAAACGAGAAGAUUGCAUUAGGGCCCUACGAGCUGUGCACUCGAGAUUUUAUCUGUCACGAACUACAAUAGCGAUGGGUCUGAUUGGACCCGGUUUGAUUGGUGGCACAUUGCUUGACCAGCUCAGGGAUCAGUAGAAGGGUAAAUGUGGAAAGUAUUCAAACACCUCCCAGUGAGUAUAUUCAGCAAUCAUUAACAAUCAGGUCUUUGUGACUUAACUUUGACCCUUUUAGGCAAAUUUAAUUUAGAGUACUGACCUUUUGACUUUAUCAGGAGGUGCACUUGAUGGAGUUUUAUAUUGUGACUAUUAACUGCUUUGUGGUAUCGCAUGCUCGAAGUGGAAGAACCUUGAAAUUUUCAAUGUUCCACAUCUAAUUGGAUUGUUGAACAGCUCAGGCUUGUAUGAAUUGGAACAUGGCCUUGUAUAAACUUUUUAAUGAUGCGUAGUAUAGGAAUUGUAAGCUCCUUCCUGCAUAAGUAGGGGAGAAGAGAGCCUUACAUGCUUGUCCUCCUUUGGACACAGGAAUGUAUGAACAGAAGACAUGUAGAGGUAUUCCAUAUGUUUUGACUUUCAUUCCUAUAAUUCUGUAAAAUGAUUAAUGUGCCAUGAUUCUUCGAAGCACCAGAGGCACUAACCAGAGUCAUAUACGAGUUUCAUAUGGGGCAAUCUGGCUUGAUGAACCUUUUUCAUUGAUACCUCCAGAAUCUGUUUUUAUUUCAUUAUAUAGUUCCCAGUAUGAAGCUGGAAGUAAAGUUUAUUAGUUGAUCAAUAAAAGUUGUAGACAUGUUUUAGAAUAUAAAAAGCAGUUCUUGGAAGAGUCCAAAUUUCAGAUUAAUUUCUGUGCUUCUUUCUUGUUAGGACUCCACUUUUGAGUCCCAUAACUAGUGGAGCUGAAGCUUUGUUGGAAAUUGCGAUUUCUGGACUGAUUGUGCUCGAACAUAUGGUUUCUAGUCUUUGUUCUUAUGAAAUUUGCAUCUCAAUCAGAUUUUAGAAGUUUUGCCUUUUAAUUGGGUUGUUAUAUGGAUCCAAACUUCAUUGCGACGUGUGGAUCCUGCAUCCAAAAUGACAACAGCAGGAAGAUAUAUAGAGCCAUGGGUCCUGGAAGGACAAGCAAGCAUACACAGCAAGGCCCAACUGUAGCAUUGUAUUGCUUGAGUACUGUGAACUGAUAUUGCAGGCUUAUGUCAUAUAUACCUUGAUUUUUGAAGUCAAAAACGUUUCUUUUCUACGAACAAAGCAAUAUUGUUGGUUGAAGUAGACAAUAUCUUCAAUGGGUAUGCAAAUUAGAAUCUAUUUUGUACUGACAAUGCUGCUUGACAAAUUUGUACUCCUAAAAAGAGAUGGUUAGCCUUGAAGUAUCACUUCAUCAGCUAUGAUUUUACUCUGCAUGGCUUAAUUUCUAAAUUCCAUGUAAAUUGGUAGUGCUGAUUUUGGAAAGUUUUGACCUUCUAAUUGAUAGAGAUUUUUCUCGUGAACUGGUCCUUGCAAAUGCUAUCCUACAUCUUAGUAACCGAUGCUUAACAUGAUUUAGCAAUUAUGACAGGCAGCAAUCCUGAAGGAAAAAUUUAACAUUGACUUACGUGUUA
Ilex paraguariensis (yerba mate) is the source of this 1747-nucleotide messenger RNA. Lineage: Eukaryota; Viridiplantae; Streptophyta; Magnoliopsida; Aquifoliales; Aquifoliaceae. The record is from the annotation of a GenBank genome assembly.